AUGAGGGACAGAAGAAGGACGUUCGGCACCUGCACAGCCAAAGCAACGGGAGAGGGAGGAGAGGACCCGGAUAGACUGCCACACAGCCUCGAGCGGAGUGCGCUGAAGGGGAGCCCUUGCCCCACAGAUUCCCCUUCCGACGGAGAUGGAGAUGGAGAUAGGCAGAGCGAGGCGCUAUCCUGGGAAGCGGAAGCCAAUCUGAAGAAGGCUGGGCUCUUGCUUCCUCCCAGCAACAGGGCCUUUCUGUACUGGAAGGGAUCCAUGGGAAGAAAGUCAGCUGUGGCAGCAGUUCCCAGCAAGGCUGUGGGUCUGUCCCCGGUCCCUGCAUCUGUCCCCAUAGGAGAGUGCCCUGCUGCACUGUCCCGAGGUGCCAGGGCAGCUCAGCAGAGGGACUGGCCAGGAGGAGGUCCCAGAGACCCGGACAGCCGCGGAGGACAGUGCUGCAGGGGAGAGCCCUGUGCUUCAGCGUGGCCGGGCCACAUGCAGCUUCGGGAAGCAGGAGUUUCCAAGAGUGACCCGCUAAGGGCUCCUCUCGAGGGGCCAGGCUCUGCCCUGGAACUGUCCUGCGUGUGUCCCCUGCUGCUACCCGAAACACCACACGCCCAUCCUCAAGGCCUCCUGAGGGAUGCUACAAGAUGUGACCACCUUGACCAGCUAAAGCCUGUGCCCUCAGAGCAGACAAGAGAAUACAGGAACAUGCUUUCAAGUAUAAACUGUACCUCCAGUGGUCUGCGGGUAACACUGGGGUUGUUGCCUCUAUGA
Messenger RNA from Heterocephalus glaber (naked mole-rat), 762 nucleotides. RefSeq names its product family with sequence similarity 220 member A (gene Fam220a). Gene Ontology annotation, molecular function: STAT family protein binding. Gene Ontology annotation, cellular component: nucleus. Gene Ontology annotation, biological process: negative regulation of transcription by RNA polymerase II; protein dephosphorylation. Lineage: Eukaryota; Metazoa; Chordata; Mammalia; Rodentia; Bathyergidae. The record is from RefSeq and is a predicted model, not a curated record.